AUGUACACACCAACGCCCGCUGAGGCUGCCGUUUGUGGGGCAUAUCCCUCUGGUGCAUUUCCAGACCUCAGUGCCAGGACAUCCACUUUCUACACCCCGGAACCCUCCGCGCGCUCUUCCGAUUUUGCUUCGCUGUAUGAUGCCAGUUCUUCAGUUUCUGGAUCGGCUCGGGUCACUGAGCUUGGGAGCUUGUACGAGCAUGGUUUUACACACAGCCAGCCACUUCAGCGCAGAGAGGCUGAUCGACGAAAGCAGAAAGCUGUGAUGGCUGCCGCCUUUGAUGCGUUUGUUCCACCUUCAGCUGAGCCAAGCAAGAUGCCUCCACCUCCACCAGGUGAUGUGAGGGAGCAUGCCGAGGAAGAGGUGUCCUUAGAUCCGCGGCAGGUAUACAGUGCUGCCAGACACGGGAGGCACAAGGAGGUUGAGGCUGCGCUGUUGGCCGGCUUCAAUCCUGACUAUGCAGACUCCUUUGGUAAUCGUCUAUUUCAUGUUGCAUGCCAAAACGGCAACAAAAGGAUAUGCAAGCUUGCCAUCAAGUACGGUGGCGACAUGGAUGCCCAAAAUCUCAAGGGCAACACCGGUUUGCAUUUCCUCUUCGCAUAUGGCUACGCUGACAUUGCGGAAUAUUUCAUUGAAAAGGGUGCAGCUGACACCAUUGUUAAUGAGAGUGGCAAAACAGCCAGAGAGGGCAUUCGCUGA
Messenger RNA from Symbiodinium pilosum, 699 nucleotides. Lineage: Eukaryota; Dinophyceae; Suessiales; Symbiodiniaceae. The record is from the annotation of a GenBank genome assembly.